Ascochyta rabiei is the source of this 918-nucleotide messenger RNA. RefSeq lists its product as uncharacterized. Lineage: Eukaryota; Fungi; Ascomycota; Dothideomycetes; Pleosporales; Didymellaceae. Gene Ontology annotation, molecular function: ATP binding; protein kinase activity. The transcript is spliced from 2 exons. The record is from RefSeq and is a predicted model, not a curated record. Gene Ontology annotation, biological process: protein phosphorylation. The coding region runs from base 1 to 918 and encodes 305 amino acids.
AUGGAGGAAACGCCGCAAGACGCGCUAGACAUCAGUCCGUCGGAGGCAGAACAGAAAACGGCCAAACGCAGAAUGGCAGUUCAAGAGAUAUUCGACGAGCAUGACAUGAAGAAAGAGGACUUCGACCUCAUGCUGGAAAGGUGGAAAAACUCACUCUUCUGUUGCCUAACGUCUGCCGUGGCUUAUCUUCACGAGAAGAAUAUUCGACACAAGGAUAUCAAACCUUCGAAUGUCCUCCUGUCACCGCACGGCAUGUGGCUUACCGAUUUUGGCACAGCAAAGGAUUUUACAAAGAGUCUUACCAGUACAAGCGAGAGUCGUGAGCGCGGCACGCUACGAUACUGCGCCCCCGAAGUCGCGCAGUACGAGCCUAGUGGACGUUCCGCAGACAUCUUCUCCUUGGGCUGUGUGUUUUUGGAGUUUCUUGUUGCAACAUCACCAUGGAGCAGCCUGGCAGACCUGGAGGUACUCUGCCCUUUGAAAAACAGAUCAUACGAAGCCAACCUUGACCGACUGGAUGACUGGCUCCGUCUGCUCGAGGAUGGAUACUCCGAGUCGAGGGAGGAUUCCACUCCACACAUAGCGCUUGAGUUGAGACAAAUGCUCAACGCCGACCGCUUCAUGCGCCCAACAGCGAGACGCCUAGUCUGGCAAUGGGCGGAUCCUCACGUGACAAGGGCAGACGCACCCAACCGCUGUUCGAAAUGUCAGCAAUGGGCUGGUCAGUUCUUCUCCGAACCAAGGCUUUGGGAGGAGAUGACGGAGUACAUCACCUCGGGGACACGAUUUCUAGCUGCCAGCAUUGAGGAACAGCUGAGCAACGGCAAUCCUCACGACUUCAACAACCCCCACGACCCUGACGACCCCGAAGAUAUUUUCGAAGAUUUACAGCGCAGAUUGGACCAACUACGUCGAUGA